This is a messenger RNA of Clonostachys rhizophaga, 3780 nucleotides long. The record is from the annotation of a GenBank genome assembly. Lineage: Eukaryota; Fungi; Ascomycota; Sordariomycetes; Hypocreales; Bionectriaceae.
AUGGCCGAUUACGAGAAUGACUACGACUACGAGAACUACGGAGAGGAUUAUGCCGAAGGCAUCACUCCCGAAGACUGCUGGACCGUUAUCUCUUCGUUUUUCGAGUCCAAAGGUCUUGUGUCCCAGCAGACACAGUCCUUCGAUGAAUUCACACAGAGCACUAUCCAAGAUCUCGUGAACGAGUACAGUACCAUUACACUCGAUCAGCCGAAUCCUCCAUCCACAGCAGACCGGGAGAUUUCUCUACGACGAUACGAAAUAAAAUUCGGAUCAGUUUUGGUUUCACGACCUACUAUCAGCGAAACGGACGGUAUCGCCACAUCUCUCCUCCCAUACGAAUGCCGCGACCGAAACUUGACAUACGCAAGUCCUAUGUACAUCAAGAUUUCAAAGAAGGUAUCCGUUGCAGUGGAUAAAGAGAUCCCGCUCCACGAGCUUGAUGACGCCCAGCAGUCAGAGAUGGCGGCAACUGGACAACACCCCACAAGACUUGAGUGGGAAACAGAAGAAGCAGAUGGGGACAAUGAGAAGGGAGAUAGCAUGAAGGACUUCGUGUACGUGGGCCGGCUUCCUAUCAUGGUCAAGUCUAAGAUUUGCCACUUGAAUGAUGAGCCCGAUGAUGGCCUCUUCCUCGUCAACGAGUGCCCCUAUGACCAAGGUGGCUACUUCAUUAUCAACGGCAGUGAGAAGGUUCUUAUCGCCCAAGAACGUUCCGCUGCAAACAUUGUCCAAGUGUUCAAGAAGGCACAGCCCAGUCCCUAUACGUAUACGGCCGAGAUCAGGAGUGCUUUGGAGAAGGGAUCCCGCCUCAUUUCUAGCCUUAUGCUCAAACUCUACGGAAAGGGUGACUCGGCUCGUGGUGGCUUCGGCCAAACCAUCCAUACUACACUCCCAUUUGUCAAGUCCGAUCUCCCCGUUGCCAUCGUUUUCCGUGCGCUGGGUGUGGUCUCGGAUGAAGAUAUCCUGAACCACAUCUGCUACGACCGUAACGACACCCAGAUGCUCGAAAUGCUACGACCCUGUAUUGAGGAGGCGUUCUGUGUCCAAGACAGAGAAGUUGCGCUUGACUUCAUCGGCAAGCGAGGCAAUCGAGACCAGGCAGGUCUUGGACGAGAGAAGCGUGUCCGUGUGGCAAGGGACAUCUUGCAGAAGGAAACCCUGCCUCAUAUUUCACAAAACGAGGGUAGUGAGACCAGAAAAGCCUUUUUCUUGGGUUACAUGGUUCACAAGCUUCUCCAGUGCGCUCUAGGAAGGCGAGAACCUGACGAUCGUGAUCACUUUGGUAAAAAGCGUCUUGAUCUGGCUGGUCCAUUGUUGGCGAAGCUUUUCCGCAACAUCAUGCGUAGGCUCAACAACGAGCUUUCGACCUAUUUGCGAAGAUGCGUUGAGGGCAACCGACAUUUCAAUUUGGCAUUUGGUGUCAAGCCCGGCACUCUUUCCAAUGGUUUGAAGUACUCUUUGGCCACUGGUAAUUGGGGUGACCAGAAGAAAGCUAUGAGCUCCACUGCUGGUGUGUCCCAGGUUCUUAACCGGUACACAUUCGCCUCAACCCUGUCCCAUUUGCGACGAACAAAUACCCCUAUUGGCCGAGAUGGUAAAUUGGCCAAGCCUCGCCAACUGCACAAUACACAUUGGGGUUUGGUAUGUCCUGCCGAGACCCCCGAAGGUCAGGCUUGUGGUCUGGUCAAAAACUUAUCUUUGAUGUGUUAUGUGAGUGUGGGAUCUCCAUCCGAACCCUUGAUCGAUUUCAUGAUCAAUCGUGGAAUGGAGGUUGUUGAAGAAUAUGAGCCCCUGAGGUACCCUCAUGCUACCAAGAUUUUCAUCAACGGAAGUUGGGUUGGUGUUCAUCAAGAUCCGAAGCACUUGGUUAGCCAUGUCGUUGACCUCCGUCGUCAAUCUUUGCUGCCUUACGAAGUAUCACUGGUCCGUGAUAUCCGAGAUCGUGAGUUCAAGAUUUUCUCGGAUGCUGGCCGUGUGAUGCGUCCUGUCUUCACCGUUCAGCAGGAAGAGACCAAUAUUGGUGAUCCUCCCAAGGGCUCUCUGGUCCUCAACAAAGAUCUAGUAAACCAGAUCGCCAAGGAGCUGUCCGAGCGUGAAACAGGAGAGUCUAAAUCUGGGUGGAACCGUCUGAUUGGUGCGGGUGCAGUUGAAUAUCUGGAUGCCGAAGAAGAAGAGACUGCGAUGAUCUGUAUGACACCUGAAGAUUUGGAGACAUACCGGAUCCAAAAGCUCGGUUAUGAUGUUGAGCAGAGUUUGGAAGCCGAGCCUAAUCAAAGAUUGCGAACGAAGACUAACCCUACCACGCACAUGUACACUCAUUGCGAGAUUCAUCCAAGUAUGAUUUUGGGAAUUUGCGCCAGUAUUAUCCCAUUCCCGGAUCAUAAUCAAUCUCCCCGUAAUACCUACCAGUCUGCUAUGGGUAAACAAGCCAUGGGCUUCUUCCUCACCAACUAUUCUCGCCGCAUGGACACCAUGGCAAACAUUCUGUACUAUCCUCAGAAGCCUCUGGGAACAACUCGAUCCAUGGAGUUCCUCAAGUUCCGAGAGUUGCCUGCCGGUCAGAAUGCUAUUGUAGCAAUCUCUUGCUACUCUGGCUAUAACCAGGAAGAUUCCGUCAUUAUGAACCAGAGCAGUAUCGAUCGUGGCCUGUUCCGAAGUCUCUUUUUCAGAUCCUAUUCGGAUCAGGAGAAGAAGGUUGGUCUCAACUAUACCGAGGUUUUCGAGAAACCGUUCCAGCCAAACACCCUUCGAAUGAAACACGGCACAUACGAUAAACUGGACGAGGAUGGAAUUGUGGCACCUGGCGUGCGUGUAUCCGGAGAAGAUAUCAUUAUCGGCAAAACAGCGCCAAUCGACCCUGACAACCAGGAUUUGGGAACCAGGACCACGGCACACCAACGACGAGAUAUCUCGACGCCACUCCGAAGCACAGAAAACGGCAUUGUUGACUCUGUCGUUCUGACCGUCAACGCUGAUAACGUCAAGUAUGUCAAGGUUCGUGUGCGUACCACCAAGAUUCCUCAGAUUGGUGACAAGUUUGCCUCUCGUCACGGUCAGAAGGGUACUGUGGGUGUCACGUAUCGACAAGAGGACAUGCCCUUUACUCGAGAAGGUGUUACGCCAGAUAUCAUCAUCAACCCUCACGCUAUUCCAUCUCGAAUGACAAUUGCCCAUUUGAUUGAAUGCUUGCUUAGCAAAGUGGCGACGCUGGAAGGUAUGGAGGGUGAUGCCACCCCCUUCACAGACGUUACCGUCGAUCAAGUUUCAGAUCUCCUCAGGAAGCAUGGCUACCAGUCUCGUGGGUUCGAAAUCAUGUACAAUGGCCAUACCGGACGCAAGCUACGUGCACAAGUCUUCUUUGGCCCAACAUAUUACCAACGUCUUCGUCACAUGGUGGACGACAAGAUUCACGCACGAGCUCGAGGACCAGUUCAGAUCAUGACAAGACAGCCUGUGGAAGGUCGUGCAAGAGAUGGUGGUCUUCGUUUCGGAGAAAUGGAACGUGAUUGUAUGAUCGCGCAUGGUGCCGCUGCUUUCCUCAAGGAGCGUCUCUUUGAAGUUUCUGAUGCAUUCCGUGUUCACGUCUGCGAGAUUUGUGGGCUGAUGACACCAAUUGCCAAUCUUUCCAAACAAUCGUUUGAAUGUCGACCCUGCAAGAACAAAACCAAGAUCGCCCAGAUCCAUAUUCCGUACGCUGCUAAGCUUCUGUUCCAGGAGCUCCAGGCCAUGAACAUCGCCGCAAGAAUGUUUACCAGCAGGUCUGGCGUUUCGAUUCGCUAA